Arabidopsis lyrata subsp. lyrata is the source of this 2684-nucleotide messenger RNA. RefSeq names its product probable xyloglucan glycosyltransferase 6. Bases 195 to 2243 code for a protein of 682 amino acids. NCBI's taxonomy places the organism in Eukaryota, Viridiplantae, Streptophyta, Magnoliopsida, Brassicales, Brassicaceae. Gene Ontology annotation, cellular component: Golgi apparatus. The record is from RefSeq and is a predicted model, not a curated record. The transcript has 5 exons. Gene Ontology annotation, molecular function: glycosyltransferase activity.
UUUAAAAAAAAAAAAAAAAAAAAAAUGGGAGCAAGACAGUGGGACGAAAGACGACGUCAUCUCUCUCUAUUGUUAGUAAGUUUUAGCCCAAUCGUGUCCUCUCUGCCUUUGUCUCCCAAAUUCUCAGAUCUAAUCAGAUCGAUUCUCCUGAUUUCAUCAGCUUCGAGAGAGAUUCUCUUUUCCUUUCUCGUUGAAUGUCUCGCUCCCAGAACGAGGAGUUUCAACAAUGGUGGAACAAGCAACGAGAUAGGAACAAUCACGACGUUCUUUACACCGGCGACGAUGAAGCAUUCCUCACCGUUGAAAUCCGUACUCCGGCCACCGUUGACCCGGAUAAAGAUCGGAUCCGGACUCGUACCGCUCGUCAGCUCUCUCGUCUCUACCUCCUCAAGUUCAAGCAACUCGCAUCUUCCUUCGUCUGGAUCGGUAACUCUUUCCUUUACCUUAUUCGCACCGCCAAUCGCCGCAUUGCCAACGAUAAUCCUCCAUCUGUCUCCUCCUCCGCUAGAUUGUACCGUCUAAUCAAGGGAUUUCUCGUUGUUGUUGUGCUUCUUCUCUGUUUCGAGCUCGCCGCUUAUUUCAAGGGAUGGCACUUCACACCUCCCUCUGUCGCCUCCGCCGAGGUCGCCGUGGAGGUGGUUUACGCCUGGUGGUUGGAGAUCAGGGCGUCUUAUCUCGCGCCGCCGCUUCAGAGCUUGACCAAUGUAUGUAUAGUUCUCUUCUUGAUUCAAUCGGUUGACCGUCUGGUGCUUGUGCUUGGAUGCUUCUGGAUCAAGCUCCGCCGCAUUAAGCCUGUUGCAUCUAUGGCGUACCCGACUAAAUUGGUUGGAGAAGGAGUUAGAUUGGAAGAUUAUCCAAUGGUGAUUGUUCAGAUUCCAAUGUGCAAUGAAAAGGAGGUUUACCAACAAUCUAUUGGAGCUGUGUGUAUGCUCGACUGGCCAAGGGAAAGAAUGCUAGUUCAGGUUCUUGAUGACUCCAGUGAGUUAGAUGUUCAGCAGCUUAUAAAAGCUGAAGUACAGAAAUGGCAACAAAGGGGUGUAAGGAUAGUGUAUAGACACCGUCUCAUACGUACUGGUUACAAGGCUGGAAACCUUAAAGCUGCAAUGAACUGUGAAUACGUCAAAGACUACGAAUUUGUUGCCAUAUUUGAUGCGGAUUUCCAGCCACCAGCGGAUUUCUUGAAGAAAACUGUGCCUCACUUUAAGGGUAAUGAUGAACUAGCCUUGGUCCAAACACGGUGGGCUUUUGUGAACAAAGACGAAAACUUGCUUACAAGACUCCAGAACAUAAAUUUGUCUUUCCACUUUGAAGUUGAACAGCAGGUUAAUGGUGUCUUUAUUAACUUCUUUGGUUUUAAUGGAACUGCUGGUGUUUGGAGAAUCAAAGCCCUCGAGGACUGUGGGGGAUGGUUGGAGCGAACAACUGUUGAAGACAUGGAUAUUGCCGUUCGUGCGCAUCUUUGCGGAUGGAAGUUCAUUUAUCUGAAUGAUGUAAAGUGUCUCUGUGAACUUCCGGAGUCCUAUGAGGCAUACAAAAAACAGCAAUACCGUUGGCAUUCGGGUCCAAUGCAAUUGUUCCGUUUGUGCUUCUUUGACAUUCUUCGGUCAAAGGUGAGUGUUGCCAAGAAAGCAAAUAUGAUAUUUCUCUUCUUCUUGCUACGGAAGCUUAUCUUGCCAUUCUACUCAUUCACGCUCUUCUGCGUCAUUCUUCCAUUAACAAUGUUCUUCCCAGAAGCUAACUUACCAUCUUGGGUUGUUUGCUACAUCCCUGGGAUCAUGUCCAUCUUAAACAUCAUCCCAGCCCCAAGAUCCUUCCCUUUCAUAGUUCCAUAUCUCCUUUUCGAAAACACCAUGUCAGUUACCAAAUUUGGAGCCAUGAUCUCUGGUUUGUUCAAGUUUGGAAGUUCUUACGAGUGGGUAGUCACCAAAAAGCUUGGGAGAUCCUCUGAGGCUGAUCUGGUUGCAUACGCAGAGUCAGGUUCUCUGGCCGAGUCCACAACCAUCCAAAGAUCAUCCUCUGAUUCAGGUCUGACCGAGCUUAGCAAACUAGGAGCAGCAAAGAAAACUGGCACAACCAAAAGAAACCGUCUGUACAGAACAGAAAUCGCACUUGCAUUUAUCCUCUUGGCAGCUUCGGUGAGAAGCUUGUUGUCUGCGCAAGGGAUCCAUUUCUACUUCCUCUUGUUCCAAGGAAUCACUUUCGUUGUUGUCGGUCUAGAUUUGAUCGGGGAACAGGUCAGUUAGUUUAUUUAACCUUUUUUCUCAGUUUAAAACUACAUUGAACCAUACCACCUGAAGAACGAACAAGACCCAAAGACCAAGUCAGGAAGGAACGAACCAACUCACUCGCAGGUCUUAUCGUUACAGAUAGAUACAUAAAAACAAUUCAUUUAAAAUUUCUGUCUUGGGAACAUGAUUUUAUACUCUACUUGGGUUGGUUUAGAUUCUUCCUUUUUUUACGGAUAGUAUUAGAGAAUGGCAGAAAGAGCCGUCGAAGAGGAUUCCAAAGACUUGCCUACCUGUCUUUGUUGUGGUAUUAAGCCAAAACUUGGUUUUUUUGUUGUGCAAAAAUUGUUGUUAGGUUGUUCGUUUUUGUUUCGGAUGAUGUGGCAGAAACAUCUUUUAAGAUUUGCUCUAAUGCCACUCUCAAAUUCUUUUGAGCAAUUUGUUGUUGUUGUUUCUCUC